UUCCAUCUCUAUAUUCUAUUUAAAUUUUUUUCUUUUUUUAAUAUAUUUCUUUAUUUGUUAUCAUUAAUGUUACAUCAAUCAAUAUAAAUAUUUCAAUCAAUAAAAAUUGUUUGUGAUUUAUUUCAUAUUGUAAUUUUAAUUAAAAUGUAAUAAACUAAAAAAAAUUACAUGAUCUGAUUAUUGUUUGAGAUCACAAUGAAUGACAAAAAUGCCAUAGAGAUUUUUACCAAAUUCUCUCGUAUAAGUCUAUCAUGGUUUGGAGCGUGGCCAUUGCAAACAAAUAAAAUAUUAUCAAGAUUCUUGUUUUUUAUUAGUAUUACAUUUAUGAUAUUAAGUAUUCUAAUACCACAAGGCAUUAAGUUGAUUCAAGUUAAGAAUAAUUUGGAUCUUAUAAGUCAAAUUGUUUCUACUGUAGAAUUACCAUAUGUUGUUGCAUUGACAAAAAUGAGCGUACUAUAUUACAGUAAAGAAAAAAUAACAAUCCUCUAUGACUACAUGAUUGAUCAUUGGAAAAAAACAAGAAGUAAUGAUGAAAUUAAGAUAAUGAUGAAAAAUGGUGACAAGGGUAAAAAAAUUGCACUUUUAUGUACAUUUUUGGGACAUGCAACAAUGAUCUCACGUUUAGUUCCAUGGACAUUUGAAAAUUUUAAUUGUUGGAAUGAUUCAGAGCACUUCAAAAAUUAUACAUUAUAUGUUGAAGCAUAUUUUCCAUAUACUUGGAAUUAUAGUCCGGUUUUUGAAUUAACUUGUUUUAUUGAAUUUGUUGGUAUAUAUUUAGGAAUGAUUGCUUAUACUGGUACUGACGGUUUUUUCAGUCAAAUUGUUUUACAUCUUUCUGGAGAAUAUCUUAUUUUAAGUUUAAAACUCAUUGAUAUUGUCAAUACUUUUAAAGUUACGAAAAUUGAUUAUGAAUUUGAUGAAAAAUUUGGCCAAAUAGUUGAUGUUCACUAUCAUAUAAAUAGUUGUAUCGCAAUAUUAGAAAAUACAUUCAACUUGAUGUUUUUGGUUCAAUUGAUCGCUUGCAGUAUCCAAUUCUGUUUACAGGGAUUUAUGCUUGUUUUGUAUGUAACAGAAAAAAAUUCCACUCCUAUGUUAGUAGAUGUUCUUUUUAUAAUAGUAUUUCUUAUGUAUAUGAUUGGAAAUUUUUAUGUAUAUUGUUAUUUGGGUGAACAGCUACAGAUGGAAAGUUUUGCAUUCGCACAGACAGCUUAUGAUUGUGUGUGGUACCACUUGCCUCCACAAAAAGCAAAAUGUUUGCUUCUUCUAAUGCAGUCUGGUCACAAACCAGUGUCAAUAACAGCUGGUAAAUUUUGCGUUCUUAAUUUGCUUCUAUUUCGAAAUAUUAUUAAAACAUCAAUGGGCUAUUUGUCAUUUCUGAUAACAACGAGACAAAGCAAUAAAUCCUUGGAACUUCUUUCAAAAUACGCUCGCAUAAAUCUUACAAAAUUUGGAGCUUGGCCACGUCAAAAAAAUAAAAAAUUAUCCAAAUGUUUAUUUUAUGUUUGUCUAUUUACUCUACUUUUUGGUGUUUUUCUUCCACAAACUUUUCAAGCGCUUCAAGUGUGGAAGAAUUUUGAACUUUUAAGCAAUGUCUUGUGCACUGCAGAACUCACAAUUGUGAUUGCCAUAACAAAAAUGAUUGUACUUUUUUAUAAGAAAAAAAAAAUUACCAUUCUUUUUAACACUAUGUUUGACCACUGGAAUAAAAAGAAAAGUAAAGAAGAAUUAAAAAUUAUGCAAGAAAGUGGUUAUAAAGGAAAACAAUUUUCGUUAAUAUGCAUAAUUUUGCCAUAUUCAACUGUUCACUGUCGUUUAUUUCAGUGGAUUAUUGAAAAUUUGAAUAAUUGGAAUAAUCCCGAAUAUUAUAAAAAUUAUACGUUAUUCGUUGAAGCUUAUUUUCCAUUUAAAUGGAAUUAUAGUCCAGUUUUUGAAUUCACUUGUUGUUUACAAUACAUUGCAGUAAUGUGUGCAACAUUUGCAAACAGUGGAGCAGACAGUUUUUUUAGUCAAAUUAUUUUCCAUUUUAUUGGACAAUAUCAAAUUUUACGUUCAAGACUUGCAGAUCUUAUUAGAAAUAUAGAAAACAAUAUGCUUGAGGAUGAGUUCAAUGAAGAAUUUAAAAAUAUUGUUUAUAUUCACCAUCAUAUUAAUAGUUGCAUUGAAAUGUUAGAAAGCUGCUUUUAUUUGACGUUUUUAGUACAACUACUAGCAUGUUCCUUUCAAUUUUGUUUGCAGGCCUACUUUUUUGUUUUGAUUUUAACAGAAGAUAAUUCAAAUUCAGUGUUACCAGCUAUCAUGUUUAUAGUGGUUUAUUUUAUAUACCAAACAACAACUUUUUACAUAUUUUGCCAUUUGGCAGAAAUGUUACAAAUGGAAAGUUUUUAUUUUGCGCAAACUGCAUAUGAAUGCAAAUGGUAUAAUUUGCCUCCUCACAAAUCGAAAUGUCUUCUUCUUUUAAUGCAAAGUGGUCACAAGCCGGUAUCAAUAACAGCUGGAAAAUUUUGUGUCCUCAACUUUAUGCUUUUUGGAAGUAUUAUUAAAACGUCUAUGGGAUAUCUAUCUUUUUUAAUAACAAUGAAGAAAAAUAACAAAUAACACUGCAUUUUUGAAGAAAAUAUGAAUAAAUGUUGUAUAUUCUGUAUAUCUUUUUCUGUAU
Messenger RNA from Leptopilina boulardi, 2656 nucleotides. RefSeq lists its product as uncharacterized. Gene Ontology annotation, biological process: detection of chemical stimulus involved in sensory perception of smell; sensory perception of smell. Bases 196 to 2595 code for a protein of 799 amino acids. Gene Ontology annotation, molecular function: odorant binding; olfactory receptor activity. The transcript has 13 exons. Gene Ontology annotation, cellular component: plasma membrane. Lineage: Eukaryota; Metazoa; Arthropoda; Insecta; Hymenoptera; Figitidae. The record is from RefSeq and is a predicted model, not a curated record.